GGCCAGCGCGCCUGCACGCCUGUGCGUAGGCCAUCCCGCCGGGGCGGCCAGCGCGGCUGCACGCCCGUGUUUGGUGGUAAUAAGAGUGCACUCCUGUCUUAGGUCGCCAGUGGGCUGCCGCUCGCCGCCACCAAGAUGACCAUCACGCGGCUUUACGGCGGGGAGGCCGACCCCGGGGCCAGCGUGCGCGCCGUGCUGCGCGAGGGCAGGGCGUGCGCCGACCCGCCGGCCUGCGUGGCGCUCAUGCGGCGCCGCUACCGCAACAGGCACGCCAUCGCCAUCAGCGACAACUACGUCCGCUUCGCCGGGGCGAGCGUCGACCUCAUCCCCACGGACGAGACCGUCAUCGCGUACUACAACAUGAUGCUCUUCAGGCGCGGCCACCCGCUGCUCGAGAUCGUCAACCAGCACGUGCUGUUGGCCAUGCAGUCCGGCCUGAUCCUGCACUGGGAGCGAGCCGUCCGCCUGCUGAAGCACGUCGAGGACGAGGACGCCGCCGACGGAGAUGAGGACAACCACGACCUCGGCCUCGACAGCAUCGGCUUCGUGUUCGGCGCGCUCCUCGUCGGCUGUGCCUCGGCCGCCCUCUGCUUCGCCCUCGAGUGCGUCGUCGGCAGGGGUCGGGGGGCGAGGGAUGGACGACUCGGGCGAGUCGGGCGGGACUCGAUCAGGCCCAGGCCGCGCGCCGGCUGGGUAGGCGACCCAACGGCCACCGCGGUCUGGCAGCGGCCGGCCUACGCCACAGGCGCCCGCCGCUCACUGCGGACCUACGUGAGGCCGGCCAAUCAACAGAUAAGGCCCAUUCGACUUUUAUAA
Messenger RNA from Frankliniella occidentalis (western flower thrips), 816 nucleotides. RefSeq lists its product as uncharacterized. Lineage: Eukaryota; Metazoa; Arthropoda; Insecta; Thysanoptera; Thripidae. The record is from RefSeq and is a predicted model, not a curated record. The transcript is spliced from 2 exons. The coding region runs from base 136 to 816 and encodes 226 amino acids.